This is a messenger RNA of Cuscuta europaea, 970 nucleotides long. NCBI's taxonomy places the organism in Eukaryota, Viridiplantae, Streptophyta, Magnoliopsida, Solanales, Convolvulaceae. The record is from the annotation of a GenBank genome assembly.
AUUUUACACACAUCUUAAGAAAGUGGGUUUGGUUGGUACUGUUUGGCAUUGUUUGGACACUGUUUGGCACUGUUUUGCACUGUUUUGCACUGUUUUGUUUGCCAAAAAAGGAAAGGGAACUUUUAUUUAAGGAUGGCCCGAAAAGGAAACAGAUGCUUUUAUUUAGGGACGGAGGGAGUAUAUAUAUAGAAAGAAAGUCAUUCUCCUGUCCAGCACUUUUCUGUCCUAACACCGUCCAACACCGCCGUUUGGGGUGGUUCCCCGCGGAUUUUUUUGAUGAGGAACAUGCUCAAAAAAUUUCAUCAAAAAAUUCCACCGAGAACCGUCCCAAACAGCGGUGUUCGGACGGUAUUCGGACCGGGAGGUGCUGGACCUAUAUAUAUAAAGUGUGCAAUACGUUAGAACUUCCAAUCAUUCAUCAGCAAAAGGUGAAGGUAAAAAAACUUUACAUAUAUGGACAAAGAAAGGGUAACUAAAUUGUUGCUGGUGAUCUUAUGUAUUGUCUUGGUACAUGAGGUGGAGAUACUUAGUGCUCAACAACUCAAAGCUUCUGUUAUAGAUUGCCAGGCAAAAUGCAAUUAUCGUUGCAGCAAGUCGUCGAGGCAUAAGAUGUGCAUUAGGGCAUGCAAUACUUGCUGCCGGAGGUGCAAUUGUGUUCCGCCAGGGACUGCCGGGAAUGAGGACGUCUGCCCUUGUUAUGCCAACAUGACAACCCACGGCGGUCGACACAAAUGUCCAUAAUCCGCCGCGCCGUCUGUAAUUACAUAUAGUACUCCAUCGAUCAUAUACGUAACGUAUUCCAUAUUAUGUUAUAGUCCGUAUAUACGAAAUUUAUUCAAACUAUAUAUAGAUACAAGUAUGUUAUUACUACGUGAUAAAGAUAGAUGCAGAUUAUAUACUUCGUAUAUAAGAAAGGAUCGAAAACUAAACUUGUUUCAUCUUUAUUUGUUUUUUUUUUGUAUCUCCCGAC